UGGGGCUUCAAGACAAGGUCCAUGCCUUCUCAAGUCUCAACUACACCACUGGAGCUCACUGGCAUACUAUUCACUCAUACAAAACUUGAGGCACACAGAAGCUCCUGUCUUUAGUAUAUCAUCCUGACAAAGCACACCAUCAUAAGCUCUCCACUUCAAAUAUGAGGAUCAGCAAGAGCGCCCCCGACCUCCUGAAGAAGGCGGUCACAUCCGUCAAGAGCAAGACUGAUGCUCUAAGAACAAAGCUCAUCAUUCUUGCCUCUCUGCGCCGAAGGUUGGCGAUGGUCCGUGCGAUCUCUCGCCAGAUCCAUGGGCUCGUCCCGUCGAACAGCCAGGACAAGCAGGCUAGGGUGGAGCACUGCAGCAAGGCUCUGACGAUGCGCAAGGCGAUGGUGAGGAGCAAGGAGCCAGCUGCUGGUGGUGAUCAUGGUGUUAGGGCUCAUCCUGUGUUUGAGGUGGCCAUGUUCGAGGAAGAUUAUCAUGGCUACCCUGACUGGACCAAUUCCCUCUUCGAUGAUGAUCAUUGUUACAAGAAUGAGGAGGACGAUGACCAUGAUGAUCUUGACAUUCUUGAUGCACUUGAUGAGCCAUCCGUCGUUGAGAUCGUAAGGAGCAAGCGGGAGGUUGAAGGUCUGGAGUUCAACAUGGACGAUGACAUCGAUGAGGCUUGUGACAUGUUCAUUAGGAGGUUCCGAAGCCGGAUGAACCGGAGCUUUAGUGAUUUUUGUAUUAGCGAAUAGUAUUGACAAAUUUGUAUAUAGAUGGUUGGAUGAGAUCCUUGAGAUGUAUACUUAGCAGUAGCAGUUAAACGGGGACUGAAGGAAAUGACUAUAAUACAUGUUUUUUUUUAACACAUAAGCAUAUCCUGGAGGAGCAUA
Molecule: messenger RNA, 878 nt
Organism: Sorghum bicolor (sorghum)
Lineage: Eukaryota; Viridiplantae; Streptophyta; Magnoliopsida; Poales; Poaceae
Exons: 1
Coding region: 162-740 (192 amino acids)
Source: RefSeq, a predicted model, not a curated record